Messenger RNA from Phlebotomus papatasi, 1029 nucleotides. RefSeq lists its product as uncharacterized. The record is from RefSeq and is a predicted model, not a curated record. The transcript is spliced from 4 exons. Bases 344 to 997 code for a protein of 217 amino acids. Lineage: Eukaryota; Metazoa; Arthropoda; Insecta; Diptera; Psychodidae.
UGUUGCAAACCAUCUUCUGCUUUUCCGACCAAACCCAAAAAAGGCAGACAAAAUUGCUUAUGCAAAAGCAACAAUUGAAUUGUUCCCGUGUCUAAAAAUUGACACCGAACUUGGAUACGAUUCUGUGUACAAUCCCAAAAAUCGCGCUGGCUUUCUUGGUAACUGCCUAAGAAGGAAAAUAUUCGUAAGGAAAUCUACAAAUUUAGUUUUCGACUCUGAAGAUGAAGAAAACGAAAAUGUGAAUCCAUCUGAAGAUGAACUUGACGAUUCUGCAUUGGAAUCUAUUAAGGAGGAUUUAAAAGUAUGCUGUUGGCGACAACACAAACGAAAAAUUGUUGAUUGUAUGAAGAAAACCUUUAAAUAUCGUCGGAACUUUUUGCAGACAUCUCUGAAAAGUAAUAUUCUUUUGGAAUAUCCGAGAUUUCAAGACACAUACGGAUUGAUCCACCAAGACUUCAAGACGUUGUAUCCGGAUGAUAAUGAAAAUUUGGUUGGUCUGUUUCAACCAGAUUUCCAAGAAAAGUUGCAGACUCUUGGUAAUUUAAACACCAUUACAGGACAAAAUAAAGACUGGUGUUCCGAAAUCAUUGCGACACUCUGUUGGAUAACGCUACUACGUCCGACUGGUAAUGGCCGCGGAACUAAACGACCACCUUUAAAGAGAGCAUUCAUGGAUUUCAUUGUGUUCCAAUCGGAAAAUGAGGAACUAACUCCGAAAUCGUCUCCAACUAUAAUUGCACAAGGUGGAACACGAUCCGAUGUAAGACGGUUUUUUGUGUCAGUUGAUGGUACUCUCAUUGUGACAAACAACACUUUUAUUGACGCAUUCGAUAUAUUCUUCAAAUUGCAUUUUGUAUUUGAAAUCAAAUACGAAGACACUCUACGUAAUUUUCUUACGUAUUUGGAAUAUUACGUUUUCAAAAUAACUGACAGGAGCAUUCCAAAUACCACAGUGAACAAGUGUCGCAUGCUUCUCUUGAAUGCACAAAACGAGUAAAAAUUAAGGUAAAAAAAGAAAAUAAUACAACA